Homarus americanus (American lobster) is the source of this 7220-nucleotide messenger RNA. It is a transcript of the gene Sp1, whose product is annotated as transcription factor Sp9-like. The record is from RefSeq and is a predicted model, not a curated record. Bases 947 to 2362 code for a protein of 471 amino acids. The transcript has 3 exons. Gene Ontology annotation, biological process: regulation of transcription by RNA polymerase II. NCBI's taxonomy places the organism in Eukaryota, Metazoa, Arthropoda, Malacostraca, Decapoda, Nephropidae. Gene Ontology annotation, molecular function: DNA-binding transcription factor activity, RNA polymerase II-specific; RNA polymerase II cis-regulatory region sequence-specific DNA binding.
CCGUGGGCCCGGGUGUUGUGGGCCGUCGUGUGGUUACUGGCGUCCCAAGACCCACAGCAAUAUUGCCGCGGGUUACCCCCUCACUAGCCACCACAAGCGGAGAACUUGCUGCCGCCCAAAUUACUACCUUGGCUCCCAGAUUGCAAUUAUAGUUACGGUGGGGAUAUCAUAUCGGCGGUGAGGGUCGAGGCUUAGUCUAGCGGCGGCUGGGCGAGUGUAGGAGGUGUUGUGUUGGCAGCAGGUCCAUCACUACCACCUGCAGUAGAGCACACCAUCUGGCGUACCAGCUGAGACUCGGGCACGAACCACCUGCCCCUUCCACCUGGGCGUCAGCACUAGUAUGGUCCCGCGCGAGGCUGCGUCAGCGUCGGCCGGGGUGUACUGAACACGUUGCCGGCGGCGGGCCGGCCUGCGAGGGUGGCAGCGUCGCGUCAGGAUGGUGGGGAGCAGUUGUUGCGUGUGCAGGGUGCAGGUGCUGGUGGCGGUGGCCCUCCUCAGUGUCACAGUUGCCUUGUGGUGGUGAUCGCCGGUGUGGUAGUGGUGGUGAUGAGGCUCUGGCUACCGUCGUGCCGGGCCUGCGCCGACAAACGGUGACCCUGUGUUGGUUUAUAACUGCCAAGGACUUAUCCAAUUCUUAACUACUUUUGCAACACUUAGACGAUGCCUUGCGACAUUUUUUAUAACCUGGCUUUACAUGUACAGGAAAUUAAUUGGUGAUUUUUGCCGAAUUUGGAGAAUAAUUGGAGGAUGUUUAUAGAAAGUGCAGUGAACAAAAGUUGCGCUCUGUGAUAGUGAUAAUUUUUGGUGGUGAUUUUCAACAGUCUUGUCUUUGACCAAGGUGUGAGCAGAUGUGUGGAGGAACAUACCUGAUAUAACGUGUGUGACGGCGGCUCCUUGAGGGACACUCAUAUACUUCAGGCACUUGUUUUUACCUCGUCUGGCCAAGAUGGAUCGAAAGACCCUGCCACCGAGUGUGAUCCCUCAACAAGCCAAGGACCACCCGUCUCUACGAGGGACCCCGCUGGCCAUGCUGGCAGCGCAGUGCAACAAAUUGACCAGCAAGAGCCCACCGCCGCUAGCAGACGCCGCAGUAGGGAAAGGUUUCCACCCGUGGAAGAAGAGUCCAGUUGGGGCAGCCACAGGGUCGGGGGGCGGAGCCUCCGGGGUGGGCACGGGGCAAAGGUCAGGCCCCGCCUCUACGGCCAGUAGUGGUCACGGCCCAGCCUCCUCCUCCAGCAGUUACCAGCGCCCAGUCGUGACGACCAGUGCGGCCUGCUCCUACCCCCAGCCCUCUGACCUGUACUUCCCCUCCGCGUCCUCGUCUGGAGGACAGUCGGAGUCUGCCCAGGCGUCUCUCUUGUCCAAGGUUGACGGGUCCUCACACAUCCCCGCUAUGAGCUCCAUGUACUCACGCGUGGCGGGCGUCACACACCCCUACGAGUCUUGGCCCUUCAACAGUAUGGCAGGGGCUGCCUCAGCCAUCAAGCCAGAGGUAUCAGCAGUCAACUCGCUAAACACAACAAGCUGGUGGGACAUGCACAGUGCAGCCGCCGCCUCGGCUGGCUCCUGGUUAGACAUGUCAGGAGCAACGUCAGCGGGUUUGUCAGGCGUAGCCGGCAUGUCACAGAUGGCCAACUACCCGACGGGUGACUACUCCACACUCUCGCACACACUAGCCGCCUCCAACACGGCCCACCUCCUGUCCUCGGGACAACAUUUGUUGCAGGACACGUACAAAUCUAUGCUACCCACACAGGGAAUGGCCCCGGCAAUGGGCUCGCCGUUCGGGCUGGGCCAGCCCACGUUGCCGCAGGUGCCCUCCCCACGCUCCCAGCGGCGCUACACCGGCCGCGCUACCUGCGACUGCCCCAACUGUCAGGAAGCUGAUCGUCUGGGGCCAGCUGGGGCACACCUCCGGAAAAGGAACAUCCACUCGUGCCAUAUCCCCGGCUGCGGGAAGGUCUACGGCAAGACGUCGCAUCUGAAGGCGCAUCUCCGCUGGCACACGGGUGAGCGCCCUUUCGUUUGCAACUGGCUUUUUUGCGGGAAAAGGUUCACGCGCUCAGAUGAACUACAGCGUCAUCUCCGAACCCACACAGGUGAGAAGCGGUUCGCGUGUCCCGUGUGCAACAAGAGGUUCAUGCGGUCGGACCACCUCAGCAAGCACGUCAAGACGCACAACGCCUGCAGCGCUGGCAAGAAGAACAGCGACGGGAGUGAGUGUGACAGCGAGAACAGCCAGAGCGAGCCUCCCUCAGUGUCCUCUCCCGCCUCUGUCAACACACCGCCCAUCAACACCCCCACCACACCCACCGCCCAGGCCAUGAGUCCGCCCGCGCCAGACCUCAAACCUAUUGUGUGAGGGGCUCGGUCGUGGGCGGCCUCAGGACCUCUCCCGACUACUCCCGGCAGCUUCCAGCCCGCCUCCUACAGUUGGAGAGCGGUGCUGGUGGCUAAGCAGCAGCAGCAGGGUGCAGAGGGGCGCCUGCCGCGGGCUGUAUACCCCCCUUGUGAUAGUGGGCGUCCCUGCGGCGUCCCUGGUGGUGGUGGAGUGUCAGUGCAGGACGCGGGCCCCGCCUUGAGCAGGGUGCCGGGCCCCCAGUAUCAGGCCUGGUACGGGCCCCCCCAGUACCAGGCCACAGUGUCAGGCUGGUUGAGGGGCCCUCCUUAGUCCCAGGUCUCAGUGCCAAGCCGGGUGCUGGCCCCCACGCUCAGAGCCAGGCCUUAGUGCCAAGCCGGGUGCAGGGCCCUCCCUCCCCCCUCCCCUCAAAGCCGGCCCCAGUGUCAGGCGGGGCCCGUGGGGUCUGCCUGACUCCCCAGUCACCCCAUCAGCAUGUGCCAAAUGUUGCGCCCUUCUAUGAGCCGCGUGUGUGUAAAGUGUGUACAGUGUUUCCUAACGUAAGAUGACUUGUAAACUAACUAUGAUGAUGGGCAUUUGUACCAGUGUUUGUCCGUGUACGGUUCACCCUUAACUCUUCUUUGGUUCUUAUACAAUAACACAUCUUAUUUUUACACGAUAUUUUUGUUGUAUUUUAUUAACUCCACCUCACACUGCGCUAACAAGGUCAUCCAUCACCCACUACUGAGAAGAAUCACAGAGUCGAGCCCAACCCACUGCUACCAUGUGUGUGUCUUGCGUCCCGUGAUGUGGGCGGCGUGGGCGUGAUGCCAAAAGAUGAGGAGGUGGUGUGGGGGCCAUGGGCGGGCGUGGGUGUGUGUGUGUGUGGGUGUGUGUGUGUGUGUGUGUGUCUCCCCCACUCUUGUUCGUGACGCCCACAUUACCUGGGUCCCACAGCCAACACAGGUGACUCAUUAAUGAAGGUAGGAGAUCUAUUGAAACUGUUAACUCUAGGGUUGUGUAGUGUGCUUCAUAUACGUGACCUCUAAUGACCUCGUGUGACCUCUAUUGACCGCGUUUGACCUCUAAUGACCGCAAUUCAAUCGGUAGAAACCUAUACCAAUUUAAAUAUUAAAAACAAUAUAUAAAUUAUUUAGAUUUUGAUUGAUAUAAAAACAUUUAAAAAUAAUGAAUUCAUGAUUGAAAAAACCCUAGACAGUACUUAAAAGAAUUCACCUCAUAAUCGACUUAAAAAGAGUUCGUUUAUAGUAUUACAAGACAGAGAUAAGUGUCUUGAAUGAAGUUGAAAGGAUGAGGAGAAUUAACUUGGUGUGAGUAAUAUAUAUUAGCGUUUUACUAAAUAGCUCCAGCUUGGCAUAAUUGGGGUUAUAAAGUAAUCAAAGACCAACGAGACAGGAGCGAGAUAACGAGAUGCAGCAUUCACCUGGACAGUGUUUAGGGAUAAUCACCUCCACACGCUAAUUGGGGUCAUUACCUGCCUGAGGAUUAGCUUGUCUGAUCUUUGUCUUGCAGAUGAUAAUAGCAAGUGUGUGUGUCUGUGUCGGUAUCUCGUAGUGCGUGUGUGUGUGUGUGUCUGUUUGAGGGAGAAGUGUGUAAAAUAGGGAGAGAUUUAGGGAGUGUAAGGGAGGACGGACAAUGUCAUUUCAGGGAGAUCAGUGUUAAAAUAGGGAGUGUGAAAUAGGGAUCUUUUAAUCACUAAGGGAGAAAUGUUUAGUCUAAGGGAGAUUUUAACUGUUUAAGGGAGAAUAUCUAACUGAAGUGAAAUUAUAAAAAUGUUUAUUAAUGUUAUAUUGGAUAUUUUGACCGUGAUAAAUGUAUAUGUUUAUAGUGAUUGAAUGUUGAUAAAAUAAUGUGUAUGGUGACGUAGAAUGUUGAUGUGUAUAGUGACGAAGAAUGUUGAUAAAAUAAUGUGUAUAGUGACAAAGAAUGUUGAUAAUGCGUAUAAUGACGAAGAAUGUUGAUAGAAAAAUGUGUAUGGUGAAUGAAUGUUGAUAAAAUAAUGUGUAUGGUGACGAAGAAUGUUGAUAGAAUAAUGUGUAUAAUGACUGAAUGUUGAUAGAAUGAUGUGUAUAGUGACGAAGAAUGUUGAUAAUGCGUAUAGUGACGAAGAAUGUUGAUAGAAUAAUGUGUAUGGUAACGAAGAAUGUUGAUAGAAUAAUGUGUACAGUGACAAAGAAUGUUGAUAAGAUAAUGUGUAUAGUGACGAAGAAUGUUUAUAAUGUGUGUAGUAACGAAGAAUGUUGAUAAAUAAUGAGCAUAGUGACGAAGAAUGUUGAUAGAAUAAUGUGAAGGGUGACUGAAUGUUGAUAAAUAAUGUGUAUAGUAACGAAGAAUGCUGAUAAUGUGUAUAGUGACGGAGAAUGUUGACAAGAUGUGCAUAGUGACGAAGAAUGUUGAUAGAAUGAUGUGUAUGAUGAUUGAAUGUUGAUAAAUAAUGUGUAUAGUGACGAAGAAUGUUGAUAGAAUGAUGUGUAUGAUGAUUGAAUGUUGAUAAAUAAUGUGUAUGGUGACGAAGAAUGUUGAUAAUGUGUAUAGUGGCGAAGAAUGUUAAUAGAAUAAUGUGAAUUGUGAGUGAAUGUUGAUAAAUAGUGCGUAUAGUGACGAAGGAUAUUGUGUUGUAUAUAGUGUCCAUCUAAAUUGUCAAUAACAGGUGACCAUAAGAGAAUAUUGGUAGUAGUUUGUUGACAGAUAUAAUUACAGGUAGAGUUAGAUACAAAAUACAGGUACAAAAUACAGGUACAGUGAUUGAUGAGUGACCAAUCAUAUUAUGUUGUGAACUGAAUGUUGACCAAUCAGGUGGUGUUAUAUUGAGAACAGUGACCAAUCGUGUUGCGUUCUAUAGUGAGGAGUAACCAAUCAUGUUGUGUUAUAUUGUGAACAGUGACCAAUCGCGAUGCAUUAUAUCUUGGGUAGUGACCAAUCAUAUUGUAUUAUACCGUGAGCAGUGACCAAUCACGUUGUGGUAUAUCAUAAAUAAUCACCAAUGACGUGUUUAUGUACGCCAUUUAAUUAAACCAAUUAAUUCUCAAAAUUUCAGUCAAUUAAGCAUAGUAUUUUUUUUAAUAUUUCAACCAACUCGUCAAAUAAUUCCCCAAAUGUUUAAUAAAAUAUAAAAAUUGAAGACGAACUUAAAUUUCACCUCAAAUUGAAAAAAAAAAAUAUUUAAAACUUGUAAACAAAAUUUGAGAAAAAAUCAAUGACACUAAAUUUAACUAGCAAAAUUAACACACUUAGGAGGAUCUUAUUCAGUCAUUGAAAUAUAGUCUGAAAUAUAUUGUCAUGAAUUUGAUCUAUAUGAGCAAACUUCUUCCCUAUAUGGUUUAUAAUGAUUUUACCUCGAAUAAGAUCUCUUGAAAAUACUAAAUGAAAUAUAUCCUCAUAAUAUAAUUGAACUAUACUAUGGAAUAAUACAAUGACUGAAAAAAGAUUCUCAUAAGUGUGUCGUAAAAUAGUUCUUUAAGUGAGAUAUAUUUAAUUUUAACCAUCUAAUUAAUCUCUGGGUGAAAUAUAUUCUAUAAUGAGUCACUGUGAUUUUGUUAAGAUAUUCCAGGACGUAAUUAUAAUCAAUAGAGAAAAAUCAUAGUUAAAUUCUAAAUGGUUUUUAUGGUAUAGUAAUCACGUCCUAAAGUGUACACAAUCAUACUUAAACAUGGUUGUCUGUCUGUCUGUCUGUCUACUAUUCACUGCUUCAACAUUACCUAAAAAUAUUACAGACAUCAGUGAUAUUUUUCUGACGCUCAUGAGAGAGAGAGAGAGAGAGAGAGAGAGAGAUUUAUCCGUGGAAUGAGAAGGAGAGAGAGGGAGAUUCAAUACCCCCCCCCCUCUCUCUCUCUCUCUCUCAAUAUCUCUUCAUUUCCAAGACAUUUGUUCCGAAUUACUCGACUCGUAGGGGGGGAGGAAGGGACGGUACACACUAGUAGCCAAUUACAGUCACUAUUUUGCCCAUUUUACCCCAUUAAUCCGGCCCAUUUUGCUUCCUCUCCCCACCUUCGUCCGUCUUCCUUGUUCUCUUACCCCUCACCAUUCCCCCUCCCUCCCCCUCAUUCCCCACCCCCACCCCCUACACCAUGGGCAAUCAGUGUGGGCUGUACACGAUGGAGUUCCGCAUUCAUAGAACCUCUCUGGAGAUUAGCUGCGGAGUGAAGGUUGGGUUAGGGUUGACGAUUAGCUGUUAUUUGAUUAGCUGCGGAGUGAAGAUUAGAUUAGGGUUGAAGAUUAGCUGUGGGAUAAAGAUUAACUGUGGUAAAGGUAACUAGUGGUAUAUAUCUGACGCCUUCAAUAGACUGUCAUAUAUCAGUCAGAAUCUUAAUGAGUGGCUCCAGGCAAUGUCAGUUUAAUCCUUCAACUCAGCAGCUCAAGUCAAUCAAUCUCAUUAAGUCAAUCAGUUACCCAAUCUCAGUCAAUUCCUCAAUGAGCCAGUUCAAAAGGUCAGUCAAGAGCUAUAAUUAGUCUAUCCUUUAAUCAGUCAAUCAGUGAGUCAGUCAAUCGCUCUACCAAUCAAUUAUCCAAUCAGCCAACCCAGCAAACAACCAGUCAACCACAACAUUGUCUAUAAGUCAGCCAAUCUCGGGUGUCUGUGUGGUCAACCCUCCCUCCCCUUCCCUCCUUCCCUUCUCCCUCCCUCUCACCAUCCUUCUCUUCUCUCCCUCCUUCCUCCCUCCCCCCCUCUCUCCUUACCUCCUAUCCCUCCCUCCCUCCCUCUCCUCCCUAAUGAUCAGAGGCCAACUACCGCUCAUUCAAUCAGCUAAUUCUUUGUGGCGUAAUCCUGGGUAACUACUUAACUCCCCUCGGCAGUGUUUCCCCUCACUCCCCUCAACCACCACUGAGGGGAGCACGUGUGGGUUAGGUUAGGUUAGUAUGG